Molecule: messenger RNA, 408 nt
Organism: Striga hermonthica
Lineage: Eukaryota; Viridiplantae; Streptophyta; Magnoliopsida; Lamiales; Orobanchaceae
Source: the annotation of a GenBank genome assembly
AUGGGACCUGAUGGCUCAUAUGUCGACGAUGCCUAUUACGAGGGGGAUUGGGAUCAAAGCGUGCCGUACAAGACGGUUGGGUUUGAUGUUCACAAGUAUGAACCCAAGACGGGAAAAAUGGUUUAUAUGGAUCGUAGCUUGGGUGGGUUGGCACUAUUCGUAGGCCCCCACGAAGGCUUUGCUCUCCCUGCUGACGACUACCAAGGGUUGAAGCCCAACUCCAUUUACUACACCGACAUGUAUUAUUUAGAUGCCGAGAAUCGGUAUGGAGGACAUGACAUCGGCGUAUUCAACUACGAAAACGAGACUUUCUCGCCAUGCUAUUAUCCAUGUGACUUGAAGAGCAUGACCACCAAGAUUUCGCCCAAUCCUAUUUGGUUUAGGCCAUCCCCUUGUGCAUUCAUUUAG